AUGUCUUUGGAAACAUUUAUAGAGUGGUCCCACACCAACCAUGUUCAAGCACCUCAUGUUGCUAUACGCCAAACGCCUCAUGCUGGUUAUGGGCUCUUUUGCGACACAGCGGUAUCAACCCAUGGAGACAAUGCUCUUGUCACGAUCCCCAGCACAUUGAUCUUGUCAGCUGAUCGAGCGCGUCAUGACCGACCCGACCUCGUUGAGAUCACCGAUGACCGUACAGCGUUACGACUCUUUUUAGCGCUUGAAAAGCACUCGCCCACCAUCGAUUUUUGGAAACCGUAUCUUGGGAUAUUGGAUGCAAGCAUGGAAGACUUUGAGCAGCAAGUGGAAGGGACAUGUUUGGAGCAAGCGAUGCAAGCGAAACGAUUGUCGUUGGAGAAUCAGUUUGCUGUAUUGCAGCCAUUAUUUGGUGAUGCAUUGACAUUGGAGUACUGGAUAUGGGCAGAUCGGAUUGUACGAUCGCGUGCUGUGGGUGACACAUGGAUGCUGGUGCCAUUUCUGGAUUUUGCCAAUCACUCAAACGAACCCAAUGCACGCUGGGAAGUGCAACCCAAUGGUGAUAUGCAAAUUGUGCCCUUAUCUAGUACGCUAGCUGCUGGUGACGAGGUCUUGUUUUCCUAUGGUGCAAAGUCCAAUAUGGAGUUGCUAUUUUCUUAUGGGUUCACGCUGAAUGACAACCCCGUUGAAUCCUCUGUCAGAAUUUCUGCAGCUGGGUUCUUGGAUGAUCCCGCCAAGAUUGCAUGGAUGCGACAAUUGAAUAUUCCACCCACAUUGACAUUGACAAAUGAACAUGGCAACAACGAUGAUGAUGAAAGUGACAAGAUGGGAUGGAGCGCUCAAUCGAUUCAAUUAAUGUACUUGAUCGUGAUGGAUCCAGAAGAAGAUGCAUUGACAUUGGCACUUGAUGAACAAGAUGAGACCACCAUCCAUGCUUGUGUAGGCGACACACAAGUGGAGAAUUUGAAUGAUUUGGCACAACAAGCAAAAAGGUUACCACAGCAUCCUAUCUUGUUGCUACGUAUUGUUAUGCUCCUUCUUGAUGCCACACAAUACCACUUCGACGCUAUCACAGAUGCUAUGGCUCGUAUCAAGGUAUUGGAGAUGGUCGACCGGUACAGAUCAGAGGAAAAGCUUUUAUUACAAAGGACAUUGAACAAGUUGACAUUAUUGCGAGACACAUUGGCUCAAGACAAGGUGGUGUUGGAUUAUCUCUCGGCACAGCAACAAGAGGAUUAG
Messenger RNA from Lichtheimia ornata, 1242 nucleotides. RefSeq lists its product as uncharacterized. The record is from RefSeq and is a predicted model, not a curated record. The coding region runs from base 1 to 1242 and encodes 413 amino acids. Gene Ontology annotation, biological process: peptidyl-lysine monomethylation. Gene Ontology annotation, molecular function: protein-lysine N-methyltransferase activity; protein binding. Gene Ontology annotation, cellular component: nucleus. Lineage: Eukaryota; Fungi; Mucoromycota; Mucoromycetes; Mucorales; Lichtheimiaceae. The transcript has a single exon.